Messenger RNA from Lactuca saligna, 2175 nucleotides. NCBI's taxonomy places the organism in Eukaryota, Viridiplantae, Streptophyta, Magnoliopsida, Asterales, Asteraceae. The record is from the annotation of a GenBank genome assembly.
AUGGAAGUGCCAAAAAAGAAGUUUCCCCUUGAUGCAAAGGAUUACAAGCUAUAUGAGGAAGUUGGUGAAGGAGUCAGUGCUUCAGUGUAUAGGGCACUUUGUGUUCCAUUGAAUGAGAUAGUCGCGAUAAAGGUUCUUGAUUUGGAAAAAUGUAAUAAUGACCUGGAUGGAAUCCGACGCGAAGUACAGACAAUGAGCUUGAUCAAUCAUCCGAAUUUAUUAAGGGCAUAUUGCUCUUUCACAACAGGCCAUAGUCUGUGGGUUGUUAUGCCAUAUAUGGCUGGGGGAUCGUGUCUUCACAUAAUGAAAUCAUCUUUUGCAGAAGGUUUUGAAGAGCCUGUUAUUGCUACAUUGUUGAGAGAGGUUCUUAAAGCUUUGAUUUAUCUUCAUGCUCAUGGCCAUAUUCAUAGGGAUGUGAAAGCAGGGAACAUAUUAGUUGAUUAUAAUGGUUCCAUUAAGUUAGCAGAUUUUGGAGUUUCUGCAUGCAUGUUUGAUGCUGGUGAUCGACAACGUUCAAGAAAUACAUUUGUGGGAACUCCUUGUUGGAUGGCACCUGAAGUUAUGCAGCAAUUGCAUGGAUACGACUUCAAAGCAGACAUCUGGUCAUUUGGAAUCACAGCACUAGAGCUAGCUCAUGGACAUGCACCCUUUUCCAAGUAUCCACCAAUGAAAGUUUUGCUUAUGACUCUGCAAAAUGCACCACCGGGUCUCGAUUAUGAAAGGGACAAGAAAUUUUCAAAGUCUUUUAAAGAAAUGGUGGCUGCUUGUUUAGUGAAAGACCCAAAGAAACGUCCCUCUUCUGAGAAGCUAUUGAAGCAUCCUUUCUUUAAACAUGCAAAAACAGCUGAUUAUUUGGAACGUACUAUUCUUGAUGGACUUUCUCCCUUAGGUGAUCGGUUUAGGAUGCUAAAGGCCAAAGAAGCCGAUCUUAUUGUACAGAACAAGGAUUUAUAUGGAGAUAAGGAACAGUUAUCACAGCAAGAGUAUAUACGAGGAAUUAGCGCGUGGAACUUUAACUUGGAGGAUUUAAAGAAUCAGGCUGCACUUAUCAAUGACUUGGAUGAAAUUUCAAAUGUAGAAGACCCGAAAACUACAGAGCAACAAAAUGGAGUCAAUGGUGUUACAUUACCACCAGAAGAGUUGCCCCCUGAGAUAGAUAAUAAUAAUAAUAAUCAUUCAGAUGCUAAAACAGGUGAUGAGAUUCCUAUUUUGGAGAAUUCAUUAGCAUCAUUUCCAAUAGAGCCUCUUCAAGCACUCGAGGGAUGUUUUGAUGUCUGUGAGGAUGACGUGGCGACUGUUAGCCCAACUGGACAAGAUGAGAAUCCAUUAAGCCCUGUAAAGCUGCCAUUAAAAACUAAGGACCAAGAAACCGAAACAAGCGAAAAUGUUGUAGUAAAAAAGUCUUUACAGAGAAUUACUAUCACUGGGUCGAAAAAAUUUAUGAGUGGUUCAUUACUACCUGACAAUGUUCUUUCUCCUAAUAAGUUAGUUGCCAAUGGUGAAAGGGAUCAUCUCCAACCGAGAUUCCGAGUUGAGCGAAAUUACAGUGGUCCAUUACAGCAUCUUCAUAAGAACAAUAUGAUAGAAGAUGUACCAGGAGCUGUGGUUCAACUUAAGGGACGUUUUAAAGUCACUGAAGCAGAUUUUACCCCAAAGGCGCCAGGUGGCAUGCCUAGUCCUCCAACUUCAACUGUACCAGUUGCCUCUCUUCUUCCAUCCUUACAAAGCAUGUUGCAGCAUAACACAUCACAAAGGGAAGAAAUACUCGGAUUAAUCAAGUCUGUGGAGCAAGCUUCUGGUUCUUCAGGCAAUCAGACAGAGCACGUGGAGACAGGAAACGGGGAUAUUUCACAAACCCCUCCUACUUUAAGGGAGAGAGAACUGCAUUCUCAGGUGAUCCAGUUACAACAAAGCAUAGAGAGUCUGGUUGAGCAAUUGCAAAGACAGAAGAUGAGAAAUGCUCAGACAUUGCUUAUCGGUGUGGAGUACAACUACUUGUUUACGUGGACCAUUUUGGAAAAAUGUAUUGACCUAACCGACUUCAUGAGUCCACAACAGAGCAACAUGGAAGGAGUAACCUAUGAAGGAGUAAGUCAGGCAAAUGGAAAUGAGGAUACCACAGAAGGUGAUCCAAAAGAUGAUGAAAAUGACAAUGUUCUAGACGUUGAAGAUUAG